UAUAUAAUUUCUUUGCACGUCGACCGCCAUUACAUGCUGUGGAUAAUCUUCUUCAUUCCUCGCGAUUUUUAUUGUUUUGGAUUCAAAAUUUAGCAGUUCUCUUCUUUGAGCGACUCUUUAUUUAUUCUACAACAUCUAAGAUUUCUAUUCAAGCUAAUUCAUGCAGAGUUCAAGUCUUCCGGACCUUAGUUCUCUUACAGAACACCAAGAAGACGGUACAUCAGACAGAUAUGGUAUUCCCUAUGGUCAGUCAAUAGAAUGGGCAACACCAAGACUAGCCAGUAAUCACAAGACAAGRACAGUGUCUGAUGGAGGACAUGGUGCUACACCAACAAGGAAUCUAAUGUUUGAGAAGUCCUUCAGUGAACCUUCUUCACCACACCACAAACAUAAUAGUGUGCCAAGAUCACAAGCUGAAGUCUAUGUCUAUCCACACUCCAAACUUACCCAUCAAGUCAGCAGCAGUAAUAGUAAUGAAGAGAUUAACACCAAAAACACUUYGCCUAAGUCCACCACUAGUACAGACCCAUUUACCAGGCACCAAGCUCUUCCCUUCUCAAAAAAAAAUGUCCAACUCCCAGGGGCUAGUCCGUUGAGGAAAUGGUCAUCAUAUUCUGGACUUACGCAUGAUGUAAUCGAAGGAAAGAGACCUGAUGAUGGAGGCAAGAGGUCUGAUGAAGAAGGACCCAAGAGCUACCAUGGGUCAGUUGAACAUAUAGACAGGAUGUAUGGGACAGCACCUGCGAUUCCUGCUAACUAUCAGUAUGGUGGUAAUGCACCUCAGCUAUUAACCCAAGGAAAUGUCCUUUAUGAACAAGGGUAUGGAACAAAUGCAUCUAUAGCAUAUGUUGCACCUCUGCGGCAAGACUCCAGUGCCCUAGAUGGGUAUGCCACACCCAAGAGUUCAUCCAGAUCAAGAACACCAUCUAGUACUCACAGUACGGAUGAUGGAGAUAAGUGGGACUCAUUGCYGAGGGCCAAGGAUGACUUGAUCUGUCAAAAGGAUCAAAUUAUUGAAAGACAAAAGAAAACUAUUGCCCAACUUCAACACAACCAACUCAGUAUGGAUGCUAAACUACAGCAUGCACUCCUCAUCAAGUCAUGUGAUCAAGACAGUGUAGUGACACUCAAGCUCCAGGAGUACCACUAUGAGAUGGCACAGCUCCGAGCGCAGUUAUCACAGAUGGCAGCAGAAAAAGAUGCAGAGAUAGAUAAACUACAAAGAAAACUAGGGGAGACAGAAUAUCUUCUUGACAAGAUGGAUGCUUGUGUGAAGGAUACUGCAGCCGKGAAAARCAAAGAUGUAGAAUCUUUACAGAAUCAGCUAUCAGAUAAGGACAAGCUGAUAUCUGAACUGCAGAACAAGAUAGAAUGUUCUAAACAAGAACACCUGAAUGUCAAACGUCGUAUGGAGAGUCUUGAACGGUAUUUAUCAGAUGUGCCCACCACUGAAGAACACCAGAACACUAUCAAAACACUGAAAGAAGUUCGUGAAGAGUGUUCACAGUUGAAGGACAUCAUCUCAAGUAAAGAUAGAAAACUGGCUCAAAUUAACAAGGCUUAUGGAACAAAGUCUGAGGAUGCCAAGAAAUUCCAUAAAGAAAACAAAGCUCUCAAAGAGAAAGUUUCAAGUCUCGAGACAAACUUGGAGAAGUACAAGAAGAAUGGACCAGUAUCAGAGAUUGAGUUCGAUGACCUUAAAAUGGAAAAUGAAAGAUUAGAAUCCGAGUUGAAUAGAAUGAAAAAGAUUCUAGAGGCUAAACACAAGAAAAUGAAAGCAUUACACGCACAGACACAAAAAUCACAGAAGGGACUAGAAGAACGCCUUGCACAGGAAGAGGACACAGUGGUGGCUCUUCGAGAUGAAAUAGCAUCAAAAGACAAAACAGUACAACAACUGAGAAAAUCACUUAAAGAAUUAUCGUCUCAGAAUCAAGAUCUAAUGGAACAAAAUCUAAACCUUAAAACGUCCUGCGACCAGUUUCAGAAAGCCAAGAUGGAAGAAUCUGAGAAGACAGAAGUGAGCAGAAAGCUUUGGAAGGAACUAUCAAAGUGCGUAUCAGACCUAAAGGCUAUUGUACAGCUAUGUAUGGCCAGAAAGAAAGGAGAAGAUCCAAAUAUGUCGCUAUUAUUGGGACUAAGAGGACCAUCAUUAGGGGGUGAUGAGUUUGAAGACCUCCGAGAUGAUUUGUCAGGUUUGAAAAGCAAGAUUCGUAAAAUUCAAGAAAUACAACAAGAGAUUGACGCAUUAAGAACGUUCGUGUCUGAUCAGUACGCAGAGGAUGUCGGGAAUAAUUGUAUCACGCAGUAGUCACGUGAACCAUCUUUUGAGUACUCGUGAUGAUCACGUGCACAACACGCGUCGAUUGUCAAACAAGAACAAACAGAUACUGAGCAGCUGGAGACAAGGAACGCUAGCCUGGGAUGCCUGUGGUUUUAUAGAAUGGUAAAUGAGGCGCAUGCACAAGUUGCGCACGCAUCAGCAUAAUUACUGUGGCUUUACUGCUAGAAAUUUCAUUGAGACGCAAUUUUUACUGAACAAUGACUGCAAGAAAUGUUUUCAAUACACUAAACUCACAUUUAAAAGAAGAAGCAAAUUAACCGAAACCCCGAAAAUUUCAACAACAACAACAACAACAAAAAAACUCGGAAAAACGCGAGGCAGUCGCCAAUCCAUUUAAUUGUUUUUCUCUAAACUACUGGACUAUCUCUGAAAUGCCUAUAGUAACACAUCCAAUCAGAAUGCAGGAAUAUCCAUUGCAUCAAACAUCCAUUGCUUUGUCCCCAGAACAAUUCCUCUCGGGACUCAAUGGGUCUAUAUCCUUCUACGAACCGUUCAUACCUAUAUUUAUUACAAAUAUCACAAUAUAGCAACUCAAUUAUCAUGSCCAUGUGACAUUUUUCAUAUUAACAUUAAACACGGGUGCACAAUACUCUUAUUAAAACACGGCUAACGACUACCGGGCUGAGCAAUGACAAAUGAAAUUAUAUUGACACAGCUUCACACUGCUGAUAUUUGACAAGGAAAUCUGUCKGAUUUAUGGUUUUCCUCAAAGGACAACAGACUCUUCAAAUUAGUCCUUCAAAAGGACAUCACAAUAUUUAUUUAUAAUUUUGCUGGAGAACAGAGUAAAUAUAUAUCUUUAUUAUUUAGAUUGAACGGGAAAUGAAGUCUUACAGUUUUGAAGUGCAUAUGUUUUUUUUUCUUACGUGUAGGAGGCAGUUUUGUAUUACUAUUUCUCAACGUUAGAUACGCAUUGCUUGAUCGAAAGUGACUGGGUUUUWAAAUAAGGGCAUAGAUUGAUUAAGGCCCCUUGCACACGUUUCCGGAAGAAGCUUCCAUAAAUUAAUAUAUAUAUAUCACUAUUUUUGCUUUGUAUAAA
Messenger RNA from Actinia tenebrosa (Australian red waratah sea anemone), 3383 nucleotides. Its product is annotated as centrosomal protein of 85 kDa. Gene Ontology annotation, cellular component: centrosome. The record is from RefSeq and is a predicted model, not a curated record. NCBI's taxonomy places the organism in Eukaryota, Metazoa, Cnidaria, Anthozoa, Actiniaria, Actiniidae.